AUGCAUAGCUACUUCCAGGUUGGUGGUUCCUCUGCUGAUAUCCUACGCUCUCUUAAAACCCGGUUCUCCCUUUCCGAGUCUCCUUCUUCCGCACACAAUGCUCAGUCGGGUGCGCUUGCCACUGGCACAUGCGAUGACCCAUCCGUUGGCCAUUCCACCUCGUCUUCCGGCUCUUUUGUCAUGAUGGAGCGCGACGAGGCUGGUGUCGGUUCCCCCAAUGCUGUGCCAGACAAGAAAGCGGAAACCCGAGAACUAUCGCUGGAGACCCUCCCCCCCACGAGCUUACCUACCCCCCCCUGCUCAUCUGCAUGUUCCCUUCUUCGGAGAGAUUCCGAGGACCCGGAACCAGGGCCUACAACCCCGGAUAAGGGUGUUAGCUCUAUCUUUACUACCUUGAAAAACUACCUCUCUUCGUCAUCCAGAAGCAUGUCCUGCUCUGACCCUCAAGCACGCCGUCAUACCUCUCAUCCUGUUUCUAGCGUCUCUGACGACCCCGUUCUUGCCUCCCAUUUUUCCAACCCUUCUCUUCCCUAUGUCUCGGAUGCCCUUUCUUUCGCAGAAUCACCCCUCCUCGACCAUGAAAAGCCACAUGUUUCUACGUGUUCUGAGAACCUGCCGAAGCUAACUGGGAACGUGUCCGACCUUCCGCGUCUAAAGAACACCCCCCCGCUUACUCCCCGAGCGAUGUCCGAUGAAGGCUCUCAAUCCGACAAGAAGAAUUGCACUUCGCACCCCCAAUCCCUAGAGCUCGCCCAACCACAAUCCGACGACAUGACGAGCCCCACGGACGAAAUUGCGGGGAAGCUGAAUGAAGCAUUUCCAUCACCCAUGGACACUUCUUCCCCAUCUGCCGGUCCCCCUGUCGCCUCCCUGAAUGGCAAGCUUUUUGUCACCAUAUCCGAAGCGAGGGGACUCCGUCCCGGUUUUGAUCCCUAUGUUGUCUGCGUUUUCGAGUGGAACGAGUGCAUUUCUAAGAGUGCGCAGGAUGAGGAAGAAGCUUCUUUCAAACGACAGCAAAAGGAAAGGGAAAAGUCAGAUCGUGAGGCCGGACGACCAAUGGCCAUUCCAAUGAAGAGCAGACAGAGCAGCCACAAUAGUGCCCUCGAUGGGCCCGAUCACCGGGGCCAUGCUCCUGUGACAGACCCUCACUGGAAUCAUGAAGCGGUCUUUGAUGUCUUUGGCGAUCAGUCUGAAGUCGACGUUUCGGUAUAUGAUCGCAAUAACCAGGAAGCGUUCAUGGGUCACGUACGACUAUGUGUCAAUUUGAAGGAAGAUAACAGCCGGUUGGAAGGAUGGUUUCCGCUGUCAGCUCGGGGAGCCGGAGAUUCUCAGGUUUCCGGAGAAAUCCACAUGGAGAUGAGAUUUGAAAAGACCGAGAAGAAGCAGGUGGGACCGAAUGAUUUCCAGAUCUUGAAGCUUAUCGGCAAGGGAACGUUCGGCCAAGUCUAUCAAGUACAGAAGAAGGACACGCGACGCAUCUAUGCGAUGAAAGUACUGUCGAAGAAGGUGAUCAUUCAAAAGAAGGAGGUUGCACAUACUCUGGGAGAGCGGAACAUUCUGGUCCGCACAGCUAUGGCGGUUUCCCCAUUUAUUGUCGGACUCAAAUUCUCCUUCCAAACCCCCACCGAUCUCUAUCUUGUCACAGAUUACAUGUCGGGUGGUGAGUUGUUUUGGCAUCUUCAGAAAGAGGGUCGAUUCCAGGAAGCUCGAGCCAAAUUUUACAUUGCGGAGCUGAUUUUGGCUCUUCAACACCUUCACGAUCACGAUAUCGUCUAUCGUGAUCUGAAGCCAGAGAAUAUUUUGCUUGAUGCAAAUGGCCACAUCGCUCUCUGUGAUUUCGGUCUGUCAAAAGCAAACCUUACUCAGAACGACACCACAAAUACCUUUUGCGGAACCACCGAAUACCUUGCCCCUGAGGUCUUGCUUGAUGAACAAGGAUAUACCAAGAUGGUGGAUUUUUGGUCACUAGGUGUCUUGGUCUUUGAAAUGUGCUGCGGCUGGAGCCCUUUCUAUGCGGAGGAUACACAGCAGAUGUACAAGAAUAUUGCCUUUGGCAAGGUUCGUUUCCCCCGCGAUGCUCUUAGCACUGAAGGCAGGAACUUCGUAAAAGGGCUACUCAACCGCAAUCCUAAGCACCGCCUCGGAGCCAAAGGCGACGCGAAAGAAUUGAUGGCUCACCCGUUCUUCGAUGAUAUCGACUGGGAGGCGCUCGGCCGAAAGGAAGUGGUUCCGCCAUUCAAACCAAAACUCAAGUCCGAUACAGAUACGUCCAAUUUUGAUCCUGAGUUUACCAAUGCUCUUGAGACCAGCAGCUCGUUGAAUGACCGAGCUGCAGCCUUGGCAAAUGGGUUCAUGGCUGCCUCCACCCCUCUAUCCCCAGGCAUGCAGGCGAACUUCAAGGGGUUCACCUUUGUCAAUGAGAGCUCUAUCGAUCACCACUUCAAGAACGAACCAGGUGAUCAAAUGGAUGAGGAUACCGAUACCUGGCAUAAAUCUCGCCGGCCUGGAAAUUCUGUGGAUCACCGCAUGAGUGGCGUUCAAAAGACUGGAGAUGGGGGUGAACCUGGAAUUUUCAAUGUGGAUGAUAAUUUUGACAUGUGA
Aspergillus ochraceoroseus IBT 24754 is the source of this 2601-nucleotide messenger RNA. It is a transcript of the gene schA, whose product is annotated as serine/threonine protein kinase SCH9. Gene Ontology annotation, biological process: protein phosphorylation. The transcript is spliced from 2 exons. NCBI's taxonomy places the organism in Eukaryota, Fungi, Ascomycota, Eurotiomycetes, Eurotiales, Aspergillaceae. The record is from RefSeq and is a predicted model, not a curated record. Gene Ontology annotation, molecular function: ATP binding; protein serine/threonine kinase activity. Bases 1 to 2601 code for a protein of 866 amino acids.